This is a messenger RNA of Heterocephalus glaber (naked mole-rat), 3214 nucleotides long. RefSeq names its product NEDD4 binding protein 2 like 1 (gene N4bp2l1). The record is from RefSeq and is a predicted model, not a curated record. Lineage: Eukaryota; Metazoa; Chordata; Mammalia; Rodentia; Bathyergidae.
UCAUCAUUCUCAUGUCAAUUCCCUGGAAUUAUUUUGAGGUUUUAUACAUCAAUGUAAGCUAAGUCUGGGAACCAUGCUCUUAGUACAUGGUGCAUCUUUGCAAUGUUCUAGUUCCUUUUGGCACUAUCACAAAUGAUUUGUAAUGUGGAUUCACUUAGGCUGAAGGAUGCUUGCUGACAGCUGUCUUUUUUCUCAUUCCCAUUUCUGGAUAACAGAGAUGCAUCCCGUCAAGAAAAAUACCAUUUGGUGAUUCUUCAUUACUAGAGUUUUCUAAAGAAGUAGAAGGAUAGGGGCCAGGAUUUAUCUCAGUGGCACUGCACCUGCCUUGCAAGUGCAAGGUCCUGAGCUUCAUCUCCUGUAACACAUAUUAAAGAAAAAAAGUAGAAGGAUGCUUUUCUAAUGCGAUGCAAUGAUAAGACAGAGGUGAGGAGAAGGGUAUACUUUACAACUGAACAAACAGUGGAGUAUGGGAAGCAGAACAGGGGUCCAAUUAGGGUAACUAAAUGGUUUAUAGUUUGACUUUAGAGCAUGCUCUGCUCACCAGUGCUCCCAGCCAGGAGGCCUGCACCAUGGUGUUUCUAUUCAUGAGGCCAGGGUUCCCACUCAAAAUAAAAAGUUCAAAACAGAAAGUUUGCAGUAUUCCAAGUCUGCAUAUAUCAAAAUAUAGCAUCAGGCAGGUGACAGCCCAGAUCUCUAGUCGUGUAGAUCUACUCAGAAAGUGACUACUAGAUUUUAAUUUUUUGUGAUUUUCCUAAGAUGAAUCCAAAAUCUUCUCUCCUCACUAAGGAGAAUACUUGUAAUGCCUCUUUCUCUGGAGGAUAGGGUGAAUGAGGAAUGGAAAUGCUACCUACAGUUUACAAUGAGUAGGACUCUGUUGUGCAAUGUGUUUGUAGUCACUUACUAGAAAGUGUUGCCCAACUAUGCGGGAGACAUCAUCAUCAUGUUCCUGGAGCUGUUGGGACAAUGGAAGAAGACCUUGCUGAAUUGUGGCCACAUAGUACCACAGGUGUGGACCACAAUUUGAGAGGGGGCUAGAAGUGGAUAAAGAGAUAAAGGAAGGCUAUUUUAUAGUACAAGCUCAAGAAGCUCCCUUGAGUUCAUCUAGUUCAAGCCCAAGACAUGAAGCUCUGAGAAGUUUAACAUCUUGAUCAACUGCUUGAUCUUAUUUCUAAUCCAGAGCUUCAUCUUCUACAUAAAAGAAAGAGGCUAGUGGGAGUGACCUGAAGAAAGUGUCAUGAGGCUGGUUUUGUUCUGUUGCGUAAUAAAAACAACACUUAAAGACUUACGGGCCUAAAUUAACCUGGAUUUCAACUAUCAGAGUUCUCUAUCGGAUCAUGUAUAUGGCUUGGGGAGAAGGCUAUCUGUUUUUAUCAAGGCAGUGUUCUAGGUACUUGGGAAUCACCAGUGAACAAAACACAGAUCCUGCCCAUGUGGACCUUGUAUGCCAGAGACAAUUGCAGCAUGACUUUCCCAUGGGCAUGAUUUUCAGCACAGAUGACUUUUUCUCCAGGGAAGAUGGUGCCUAUGAGUUCAAUCCUGACUUCUUGGAGGAAGCUCAUGAAUGGAACCAGAAAAGAGCAAGAAAAGCAAUGAGGAAUGGCAUAUCCCCCAUUAUUAUUGAUAAUACCAACCUCCACGCCUGGGAAAUGAAGCCCUAUGCAGUCAUGGCACUUGAAAAUAACUAUGAAGUUAUAUUCCGAGAACCUGACACUCGCUGGAAAUUCAACGUUCAAGAGUUAGCAAGAAGAAACAUUCAUGGAGUCCCAAGAGAAAAAAUACACCGAAUGAAAGAACGGUAUGAACAUAAUGUUACCUUUCACAGUGUACUUCAUGCAGAAAAACCAACCAGAAUGAACAGAAACCAGGACAGGAAUAAUGCAUCACCUUCCAAUGGUGCAGGAUAUUGGAAUUCCUAUGUAGAGUUUCCAAACCGGAGGGCUCAUGGUAGCUUUACAAAUGAGAGCUCCUUUAGCAGAAGGGGUGGUUGUCACCAUGGAUAUUAGAGGCCUAUCUUACAGCCAUUCAGAAUUUUCCUAAAUAAGUUUUUACUUCAAUUUUUGGUAUUUAUUAUUUGUUCAGUUUUAGCAGAGCUCUGAUUCCAGUGUAAAUAGUCAAACCCCAAAGUUUCUGAGCAGAGGUCACUAUAUUCAUUAUCAUCAAGAACUUGUUAAAAGUGCACCUGUGUGCAUGGUCUGAUGCUGGGCAUUCUGCAGAUUUGAUUAAAGUCUUUCUCUAGGGGAAGAAUUAAUUUGAAACUGAAAUCCAAGAUCAUAACCAAUUAGUCACAUAGGUUCAUACACGAAAGUAUUUGUUAUACUUACCUUUCAGUGCCAUUUUAUUAAUUCAUGUAUCUUUUUAAACACUUCAUCUCUACCAGGAAGUGAGAAAGGUAGGGGAGAAGCAAGAGGCAGAAAAUGUUUUUAGUGCCACUGCUACUUGAUCAUCUAUGUAUCCAAACAUAUGAGAUAUGUGACUAAUGAUACUGAUUUUCCUUUGAAACAGGCUAGAAAGUUUAUAGAUAAGGGAAUAUUGUUCUUCAAAGUGGACACUUUGGGAAGUUUCUUAUUUUAAUGAUUACUCUUAAAAUGUCUGUGGAACCUUGAUUGCUACACAAGUGAUUCAGGAAAAUCAGUGUCAUUAUUUGUAAUGCUUUGUUUAACUACUUUAUUCAACAGGAUUAAACCUAACUUUUGUCUGUUGUCUUAUUGUGUAAAUAAAAUUAACCUGCCUUCAUAAAACAUCAAUUUUAAGAGGAACAAUUAAGCAAUUUCUAAAAUCAUGCCUAUAAAUGUAAUUACUUGGCACCCAAUAUUUGGGAGUACAAGGAAUUAAGUAGCCCAGGAUAUAUAUAGAUCACAUGAGUAUGUAAAACCAAGCUCAUCAAAAGAUGAGCAGUCUGGAUGUUUUAUAUGGCAUCAUUUGAGACAAUAAAGUUCUUCCACAACUUUGGAAUGUCUCAUAUAGAUAAUAUGAAUCCAAAUUAAAUCCCAGCAAAGAUAAGAUUAAUUUGGUGUAAAACGAUGAUGGACAAGACCAUAGGAUGUAUGCUCGCUCUAUGUAUUGUUGGCCAACAGCUUCUACUGUUCUGUGAAUUAUUUUAAGUGUCUUAUAUAAUGGUGCUUUUAUGGUUAUUAAAAUUGUAUAUGGUAUCGCAUUUAUAUAGAUUUGUCAUUGAAUUUUUUUGGUUCAAUAAAUUUACCUAAAUCCCAACGAA